GUCUGGGCCAGCAAGAGUGGGGGAAAAAAGCCCUGCAAAAAGUUGAGAAUUUUCGCAAACCGAUGUUGUGGGAUGCCGAUGCAUUGAACCUGCUGGCAAUCAAUCCCGAUAAGCGUCACAAUCGCGUGAUCACGCCGCAUCCUGGCGAGGCCGCACGGUUGUUAGGCUGUUCCGUCGCUGAAAUUGAAAGUGACCGCUUACAUUGCGCCAAACGUCUGGUACAACGUUAUGGCGGCGUAGCGGUGCUGAAAGGUGCCGGAACCGUGGUCGCCGCCCAUCCUGACGCUUUAGGCAUUAUUGAUGUCGGAAAUGCAGGCAUGGCGAGCGGCGGCAUGGGCGAUGUGCUCUC
This is a messenger RNA of Auanema sp. JU1783, 349 nucleotides long. The record is from the annotation of a GenBank genome assembly. NCBI's taxonomy places the organism in Eukaryota, Metazoa, Nematoda, Chromadorea, Rhabditida, Rhabditidae.